AUGGUAGAGACUGAGGCGUCACAGACUGAGGCGUCACAGACCGAGGCGUCACAGACCGAGGCGUCACGGGCCGGGGCGUCACGGACCGGGGCGUCACGGACCGGGGCGUCACAGACCGAGGCGUCACGGACUGAGGCGUCACGGACCGGGGCGUCACAGACCGAGGCGUCACAGACUGAGGCGUCACAGACCGAGGGCGUCACAGACCGAGGGCGUCACAGACCGAGGCGUCACAGACCGAGGGCGUCACAGACCGAGGGCGUCACAGACCGAGGGCGUCUCAGACCGAGGGCGUCACAGAUUGAGGCGUCACAGACCGAGGGCGUCACAGACUGA
Messenger RNA from Knipowitschia caucasica, 336 nucleotides. Lineage: Eukaryota; Metazoa; Chordata; Actinopteri; Gobiiformes; Gobiidae. The record is from the annotation of a GenBank genome assembly.